GCCCGGGCGGCGCGGCGCGGCGCGGCCCGGCCAUGGCGCUCUUCUGCAUCAACAGGUACGGCGGGGAGGAGGAGCAGGAGGAGGAGGGGGCCGAGGCGGAGGACCGAGCUCGGGUCCUGCUGGAGCGGCUGCGCCAGCAGGCGAAGGCCCGGCAGCUGAAGAAGCAGCAGGAGGCGCAGCCCGAGGGAGGGGAAGGCGAGCCGUCCAGAGGAGCCGGCCCAGGGGGCGCGGGGCUGAGCCCCGGGGAAGGAAGGAGAAGGAAGGGGGAGAGUGAAGAGCAGUCCUGUGCGCAAGGACAGAAGAAGCUAAAGAAGAAAAAACAGCCUCGCGGCCCUUCUGAAGAAAGGGCGGAUGCUGAGGAGGCAGCAGAUGGCAGCACUCCAUCGAAGCAGAAGAAGAAAGAAAAUAGAAGAAAAUCGAAAGUGCCUCAAGAGAGGACUGAAGCAGAUUCUGAAGAAGACAUCAAACAACAGGAAAACAGAAGCAACCUUAAAGAUAAGCCUUCUAAAAGGAAGAAGGGGGAUGAGGAAUCAGAGGGAGCUGAAACAAGGAAGAAAGAGAACAGUGAAAGAGCUGAAGGAAAUCAAAGCAUAAAGGAGGAGCUGUCCUUAGCAGCCUCAGAGGAAGAGGCAAAUCCUUCACCCUCCAGUUUGGUGGUUCUUGGAGACUACGACAGAAAGCCGGUGCAGAAGGUUCAGCCCUUCUUACCUCAGUGGCUUGCUCAACCCAAACUAGUCCAAAAACGUAUCAAAGAUAAUCUAGUUCCAGUCAGAGAUGUCCCAGGAAUUCAUCCCCGGCUGUUGAAAAAGCUGCAAAUGAAUGGGAUAGAGUCCUUUUUUCCAGUUCAGGCAGAGGUGAUUCCUGCUAUUCUACAGAGUGCAUCCAAUGGGUAUUUGAUGGGGCAGGGAGGAUACCGCCCCAAAGACAUCUGCGUCUCAGCACCUACUGGCAGUGGUAAAACCCUGUCUUUUGUCAUACCCAUAGUACAGGUUCUGCUAGAUCGAGUAGUUUGCCAAGUACGAGCUCUGGUUGUUCUGCCCACCAAAGAACUGGCACAACAGGUGAGUAAAGUGUUCAACAUUUACACUGAUGGGACAGGUCUGAAAGUCGUUUUGAUUACUGGCCAGAAGUCUUUUGCAAAGGAGCAGGAGAUGCUUGUCCAGAAAAAAGUGACAGGCUACUGCAGCCUGGCUGAUAUUAUUGUGGCUACACCAGGGCGGCUCACAGAUCACAUUAGCCAGACCCCGGGGUUCAGCCUGACGCAGCUUCGCUUCCUGAUUGUAGAUGAAGCUGACCGUAUGAUCGAUGACAUGCACCAGAAUUGUCUGAACCAAAUCAUCAAAGCUGCGUUCCAAGUAGAAAAUGACACUGGCUCCAACAUGCUUUUUCAGAGGACCAAGCCAGGGCCUAUAACAGCAGCCAGCUCCUGCUAUCCUCAGAUACCCCUACAGAAACUGCUGUUUUCAGCCACGCUGACCCAGGACCCAGAGAAACUGCAGCAGCUGGACUUAUUCCAGCCUCACCUCUUCACGUCUGUCUAUUCUGAGAAAAAAACACUCGGAGAUGGAACAGAGACUGAACAAGAUACUAAUAAGAAAUACACACUCCCCGAGGGACUAUCGCAAUGUUAUGUGCCUUGUGACCUGAAUUCCAAGCCUUUGCUCCUCUUGCAUUUCAUGCUGACAAUGAAAUUUACCCGCGUGCUGUGCUUUACCAACUCCAGGGAAGCUUCUCACAGAUUGUUCCUGCUGGUUCGAGCCUUUGGUGGAGUCACUGUGGCUGAAUUUUCUUCUCGGUUACCUCCAAAUGAGAGACAGAGAACCAUGAAGGAAUUUGAACAAGGAAAAAUACAACUGUUAAUCAGCACAGAUGCCACUGCACGAGGGAUUGACAUUAAAGGAGUGAAUUAUGUAAUAAACUAUGAUGCGCCGCAGUUCAUCAGGACUUACAUUCACCGAGUUGGAAGAACGGCUCGUGCAGGAAAAGUGGGCGUCGCUUUCAGCUUGGUCCUCAGAAUUCAGGAACGUAGGUUUCUGCGAAUGUUGAAGGAUGCCGGCAUCCAAGACAUAAAGAAGCACCCAGUGAAGGGCAACUCAUUAAAGCCGUUGGUGCAGCAAUACGAGGAAGCUCUGUGUAAGCUUGAGAAGACAGUCAAGAACGAGCGAGCACAGAAACGAGCCUGAAUGAAUGGAAGUUGAGAAGGUUGUCUUUCAUGGCACUGAAGCUGCUGAGCAGGAUCGGUCAUGGACUACUACCCAGCACGGUAACAAUGAGACGUGGUCCCUGAACGGAGCUGAGCGGUUGGCGCCUCAACCUUAUUGUAUCCGAAGUCAGAUGUCACAGGCCUCAUUCCCCUUUCAAGGACACUGCGAACAGAGUUCAGUUACUGGUUUAAAAAAAUAUAUAUAAAUAAAUUUUGAGAUAUAGUUGUCUCGAAGAGGACUUUGCAUCCUAUCCUACUGGCAUAUGUAAAACUACCACCAGUGAAGAGAAGAGCCAUGACACAGCUCUUGAGCAUGGGCCUGAUGGAACUGCGGGUCUCCAAAGGUGAGGGCUGUGCCCUUCUUGCCUCUGAACGGGGACAACUAGUGGUUCUGUCUUACUGCACAAGCAGCUGUAUCUGCAAAUGCAUAAACACCUAUACAGUGCCGACAGCAGAAGUGUGUUUGAAGAGCUGCUCUAGACUGAACUGCAACUUUUAAAUAAAUACUAUAUAUAUUUUUAAAAGUGUCUAAUAAAUAUUCUUGGGUACAGGGAUGGAGAUAGUAUUGAAGGGAUUUUUUUGCUUCUGCAGUCUUGUGCCUUUCUUGUCAUGUUCUUGCCUAUGUUGUGUCCUUGCAACAUUUAGUACCAGUGGUAACAGCAGGUGUUAAUGCAGGUGAAAAUGAUGUCUAACAUGAAUAUACUGGAGUCAGCU
Molecule: messenger RNA, 2917 nt
Organism: Gymnogyps californianus (California condor)
Lineage: Eukaryota; Metazoa; Chordata; Aves; Accipitriformes; Cathartidae
Gene: DDX51
Product: DEAD-box helicase 51
Cellular component (GO): nucleus
Molecular function (GO): nucleic acid binding; ATP binding
Source: RefSeq, a predicted model, not a curated record